Molecule: messenger RNA, 1045 nt
Organism: Baudoinia panamericana UAMH 10762
Lineage: Eukaryota; Fungi; Ascomycota; Dothideomycetes; Mycosphaerellales; Teratosphaeriaceae
Exons: 3
Coding region: 62-877 (271 amino acids)
Cellular component (GO): cytoplasm; nucleus
Source: RefSeq, a predicted model, not a curated record
CGGAUCGGAGCACACAGAAGCGCAAAGGGUCAACGUGGCAGAAGCGUUUGAGGUGCUAAACAUGCCUGGCCUGUUCGUCUACCCUACCUUCCUCCCUCCGCCUGUCCAAGCCGAAGUCCUAAACAAGCUUCUGCACCGUGAUCUUUCUGUUCCAUCCCACCAGACUAAUGUACACCUACACUACGAUAUCUCUUAUUCCCCCGAAUUGAUAUCGCGUGAAGGCGAUGCCUCAUUCUUCGGGCCAUCUGCUUCUGAUCUGAAUCACAAUUCGAAGACAACUCCUUCAAGCAUCUCAACCGCGCAGCUUCUGAACAAGAAACUUCGCUGGAUCACCUUGGGUGGACAAUACGACUGGUCGAACAAGGUCUACCCGCCAGGCGCACCGCCUUCCUUUCCAGCCGACAUCAAAAAGCUAGUGGAGGACGCAUUCCCGAUGAAAGCCGAAGCAGCGAUUGUUAACAUCUACAGUCCGGGAGACACCUUGAGCGUCCAUCGUGAUGUUUCCGAGGCGUGCGCGCAGCCACUUGUGUCGAUCAGCCUAGGAUGUGAUGCCAUAUUCUUCGUCGCGGUCGAAGAGGUUACUGCCACAACCUCCCCACCGUGCGCAGAUGGACAGGCCCAACCAAUAUCUGCUGAGUACCAGAGCCAUACAGCAGCCAUCAGACUACGCUCUGGUGAUGCUGUGCUCAUGAGUGGGACAAGCAGAUACGCCUGGCAUGGCGUGCCGAAGGUGCUUGCAGACACUUGUCCAGAGUGUUUGCGGGACUGGCCCGCUAUCGGCAGCGAAGCGGAGAACGAGACAUAUGCAGCAUUCAGGGGCUGGUUGAAGGGCAAGCGCGUUAACUUGAACGUCAGACAAAUUUUCGCCUCGGACUGAUCGACUGAACGGGUGAAAACGUCUACACAAAGCGGCCUUCUGCGAUGGUGACCGAGCUUCCAGAGCCUUGCAUUGGCCACUUGGAAGGCAGCCAGAUGCUCAAUGCACCUCUGGUGGUUACAAGGCUGCUAGUUGGGUGGAGGGGGUGGUUGUUAGCCAGCAAAGAGG